Molecule: messenger RNA, 4908 nt
Organism: Closterium sp. Yama58-4
Lineage: Eukaryota; Viridiplantae; Streptophyta; Zygnematophyceae; Desmidiales; Closteriaceae
Source: the annotation of a GenBank genome assembly
AUGCAACAAUCCGUAUUGUACGGUGACGAUGCAGCAGCCAGCAGAGACGGGGAGUGCGGCCGUAUUUAUUGCACAUGUCAAGAUGGACUGGGGGAGCGGAAUGGCAAAAGUUGGAAAGGCUGGGAGAGGGAAUACUGGGAAAGGGAAGAGCACAGCAGCAGUAACCACGAAGCUGGGAGAGUCACGAGGAAGUCUGAAGCCGUUUCUCAUAGCGAGGUCCUCCCCUCAACCUACCGCGUGCUCUCAUUCGUCGACACCUUCUGCGCCUCCCCGCUCGUUCCGCCCGACCGCCGCGAGGACGACCCCGUCAUGGGGCCGCUCCCAGGGGGCACCGGCGCGGGGGGGACCGGCGCGGGGGGAGCCGGCGCGGGGGGAGCUGGCGCGGGGACUGGCGCGGGAGGGGCUCAGAACACUGGGGCAGGAGGGGGAGCUGGACCGAACUGCACCGUGUCAGUUUCCACAGGGCUGUUACCGUCGCAUGCUGAUGCGAACAGCAGCGAAAGUUACAAUUACAACAGCACGGAGUGGCGACUCACGUAUGUUCUCGCUGUAGGCGUAGUUCCAACCGAUUUCGACUGGCCCGACCAGACGGUACAGUCCAUACGCGUUAAUGGCCGCGAGAUGCUCACAGCAGGGCCGUGCAGGCCCGUGGGUCGGUGCGGCGGCACCCGCCCGUUCGCGUGCUAUAUGGGGGACGUGUCUUGGGCUCUGCCUGUGAACAGUCGCAACCCAGCGAACAGUAACAGCAGCACUGCUGGUAACCCUAUCGUCAACGCGACGCUGACCGUUACAGUGACAGCGUCCGCGGCGGUCGCACAGCCGUGUCGCCUCUGCGGGGGCUUCCAGCAGUUACCCUGCCAGGUGUUACAGGCAGCGGUUCGCCUCACGGCCGUGCUCGUGCCAGUCGCGCUGAAGCAGCCGCAGCCAGGCCAGCCGCUGCAGGAUCCGGCUCCCUCUGGCGCCGCUACAGCUGUCGGUUCCGCUACAGCUGUCGGUUCCGCUACAACUGCUGGUUCGGCUGCAUCUGCUGGUUCGGCUGCAUCUGCUGGUAGUGUUGGCGGUGGUGGUGGCGCGGGACUUGUUGCACUGCAAUCGCGUUUGUUCGCUUCCUCUGCAAAGGUCGCGGAAGGGCACGCUGGGAGCGACAGUGGGGGCGUGGCGAAGGUGGGGCGCGCGCGCUUCUCGUGGAAGGCGCUGGAGUCGACAGGCGUGCACUCUCCCGCCCGCUGUGACGCCUGCACCUUCCUCUGCAAGGUGGACGCCCUUCCCAGCUUCCCCUGCCCCCGGGGGUGGUUCACAGCGCGUGGCCUCACAGACGGUCCCCACCGCUUCACAGUCACUGCGCUCAAGGGCGCGCCAGGGGUCACUGGCAGCCGCCUGCAGGCCGCUGCUGCUGCUGUUGGGAUGGGCGGAGAGGAUGGGGGAGGAGGGGCAGGGGCGCAGGUGGAGGCUCAAGCACAGGCCAUGUAUGAAUGGGCCGUUGACGCGGCCAGUCCAGUGCCAACACUGACAGUGGACCCGCCACAGGCAAGGGAGGGGUCGGUACAGAUCAGCAUUGCCUUCGACAAGCCCUGCCCCGGCCUGCAGUGCAACGCCACUGCUUGCGACGUGGAGGCGUCACCACGGGGCAUAGUGGCCAUCGACCCCUCCUCGCCAGGCAGCUGUGCUGACUCCAAUGGGAGGGCGUGGACGGCGGGGUUUGACUCUUAUGCCGUCAUCAGAAUAGAUCGCACCACUUUGGAGGCCACUCUCUCGUGCGACACGCCCUUGGCAGUGGUCAAGUUCUUCACACAGCUCAGAGCCACGCCGCGCGUCUCCCAGUCGCCUGUGACCUGCCGGGUGCUCUUCUCCAAGCCCGUCUCUGCCUUCUCCUCCGCGUCCCUCGCCGUCGUCAACGCCACCACCAGCGACCCUCAAGCUGUGUCCAACCUGGAGUACCAGUUCCAGGUGUGGCCGACAGGCGAGGGGUCAGUGGUGGUGGACAUACGGCAUGAGAAUGUCACCGAUGCUGCUGGCAACACCUGCCAGCCCUCACAGCCAUUUUUCUUCUUCUUUGACACCACGCCCCCCUCAGUGCAGCUGAGCGUGAGUGAGACCAGCGCCACAACAGACUGGGUCUACCCCAUCCUCGUCGCAUUCUCAGAGCCCGUGCUGGGCUUUAACAGCUCCUCUAUCCAGCUGUCCAACGGAGUCAUCACCUGCUGGACAGGGGUGGACAGGGGUUUGGGGCGGUACUAUGAGGUGACGGUGGCGGCAGUGAGUGAUGGCGAUGUGACUGUAUCGGUGCCGGCAGCAACGGUGGUGGACAUUGCAGGCAACCUCAACUCGCCCUCCAACACACUCUCCCUCACCCACUACGCCCCAGGAGAUGCGGGCACAAUCACAGCGUGGGUGGUGACGGCAGUGGUGGGGUGGACAGCCAUAUCGACGGCCGCUGUGUCCCUGGCAGUGACCAUCAAGGAGUCAGACCCCACCUCCUCCCCCGGCAUCCGCAUCGUCUCCAACCGCCCUUUCCGUGCCGUUAGCACGCCCGUGGUUGGGGCCGAUCCGUCUCGGAACAUUCUGCGCAUGGCCCUGCACCUGCAAGUCUUUGCUCUCACGCAGAACCUGGCGGUGCGGGUGCUGCCACUCUUCUACCGUCAGCUCACAGGGGGGCUGCGCUGGACCUACUUCUACAUUCCUGCGCCCUUUAAGGGCUCAUUCGACGGCUGGAAGGGCGUUUACUCCUCUCCCUCUGAGGCGCCUGGGCAGGACAACAGCACUGCAACGCCCUCCUGUGCCCCGCACUACCUCGCCACCAGGACAGACAGCGCCGCCUCUUCGUCCUCCGCCAACCCCUCUGCAUCGACUCAAUCCAAACUCUCUUUCUCGUCAACCUUCUCCCCAGCAGCAGCUGGCAACACAGCAGCGGACAGCACAGCAGCAGAGGACAGCACAGCAACACAUUCUCCCCUCCACCCGCGCAACCUCCGCAACAUCCUCUCCUCUUCCUUCCACUCCCUGCUCUCCUCUCUCUCCUCUCCCUCGCCCUCACCAUCCCACCGUGUGCCCCAUCCACACACUGUGCGCUCCUCUCGCUCUCUCCGUAACCGCUUCAAUACUGCCGACUCCUUGCCGCCCCAUGCCCAUGCCCAUGCCCAUGCUCAUGCUCACGCGCACAUGCAAGCACAGCAACUAACCACAUCACAUGUGCACAUGCAAGCACGGCAACUAACCACAUCACAUGUGCACAUGCGGCAUGCCAUGUCACAUAGGAGCCGCAACUUGGGGUCGUCCCGAGCCCUCCCCUUCCAACCCAUCCCCUUCUCGCCCCCACCCGCCCUCCUGCUACGAGGCCUGCCCUUCACCCCCGCAUCGCUCCCCUCCUCCUUCCUCCCUUCCUCCUUCCCCUCCUCCCUUCACUCUGCCUUCCCAUCCCAUACCCUCCUCCCAUCAUCCGUGUCGUCGCAUCCCCCCACCACCCAUUAUCACCACAUGCUACAAGAAACGACCGCCAACAGCACCAGCAACAGCAGCGCAAGCGAUUACAGUAGCUUCAACGCGACUGCUCUGAUAGCACUGGCAGCGGCAGGGGGCGGGGCAGGGGGGGAUGCAGCAGCAGCGGUGGCAGCAGCGAGGGGGUUUGACCCGACGCUGCUGCCACGGCUGAGCGAGGAGGAGUAUGAGUACAUGCAAGCGUGGGGUGACGCCUAUUACUCGCACUUCCCCAACCUCUUCUACUCCUACCAUGGCUUUGAGCAGUUCUGCACGGUGCUAUUCUGGUUCGCGCUCUUCUUCUUCGCCCUCUCCCUCCUCCAACUCCUCUUCCAGUGGGCAUGGCAGCACUGGCGCUACCAGUGGCUCUACGGCCUCCUCGACCCGCCGCGCCUGCAGUUCCUUCUCCUCGCGCUCUCCCUGGCGGGCAUCUCCUGGGGCUGCACGCUGCUCAUCAGAGGCAGCAUGGAGCCGGGUGGAACUGCGGCAGGGCUGGCGGUGGGGGUGAUAGUGCUGUGCCUCUGGCCCGUGCUCUUCCUCAUCUUCUCCUUCUCGGUCGUCUGGUACAUUGUCGUCCAGGAGCAAUUCGCACGCUUCUUCGUGCGGGAGAUGACCGAGCCGCGCAACAACGGGUGUAUCGCCUCCUUCGCACGCGCCUUCUGGGCCGCGCUGCGACAGAAGCGACUCAAGGGCCACUGGGUCACCAUCACGCCGUCACAAAAGCACAUCCUGCCAAGAUUCGGGAUAUUCUUUGAGGACUUCACAGUGUGGGGCUCUGUGGGCACCUGGGGGGUGCUCAAGGAUCGACUGAGGGCUGCUUAUGGCACCCUGGACUUUGUAAAAAUGGUGCUGGUGGGGGCGCUGGUGGGGGCAUGGAGUCCAACAGGCAAUGCCGUGGCACAGCAAGCAUGCCUGCUCGCCCUUGCCCUGCUCCACCUGCUCUUCCUGCUCUUCCUUCAGCCCUUCACGGAAAGAGGCCUACAAGUGGUAGAAGCUGUGAGCUCAGGAGCGGAAGUGGUGUUGUUUGCAUGUGCGCUGGCCAUGGCCAUCGAUUGGGACAUGUCUUCUAACUUCGCCGGCACCCUCGGGCUCGUCAUGGCUCUGGCUGUCGGCCUGGCUUUCAUCGGCCAACUGUUUAACCACUGGGUGGCUCUCGGCCAGCAGAUCAACCGCAUGCUCAACCCGCCUGACGACGAGAGAAGCCCGUCGCACCGAUCCGACGGUGACGAUUUCUCGGAUAAUGAUGACGAUGACCUGGACGACGACGAUGAUGACGAGGAUUUUGACGACGAGGACGACGGGAAUGGUGACGAGGACGAGGAUGAUGAUGACGAUGAUUACGAUGAUGAUGAGGAUGAUGACGAGGAGGGGGACACAAGCAUGGAUGAAGCAGAAAGGGUUCGGCAGCAGCAUCAGCGGCAGCAGCAGCAGUAG